CGGUGCAAGUUAAGAUGCCUUGCAGCAGCACUCACAGUUCUGCUGAUGAUUGUGCAGCUUAACAGCGAACAAGCCACAUCAGCCAGCAGCAGCAGCACAGACCAUGCACAGCACUUGCGCGAGACUGGAGGCGGUUCUCGGGGCCGUUCAGCAGACCUCGCAUCGUAUAUAAGAGAGGGGCCAGCGAGCAAUCGCAACACAUCCUUCCUUGUCACACCUCCUUCCACACAUUUCGGCACACCUCGCCGCACAACAACGCAUCACGAUCAACACAUAGCGCACACAAAUCAAUCCACGUAACCAUGUCCGCCAAAGUAGCAGUUCUGGUCUACAGCCUGUACGGCCACCAGGUCACCCUGUCCAAGCAGGUCGAGGCAGGUCUCAAGGCCGCCGGCGUCGAGUACACGACUUUCCAGAUCGAAGAGAUCCUUUCCGAAGAAGUCCUCACCAAGAUGCACGCAAACAAGAGUCUGACUUCGGAUUUGCCCAAGAUUGACCCUGAAACCCUGACCCAAUUCGAUGGCUUCGUCAUCUGCACCGGUACUCGUUAUGGACGCGUCCCCGCUAGCGUCAGCGCUUUCUUCGACAAGACCGGCGGGCUGUGGGCGUCGGGCCGUUUGGUCGGAAAGCUGGCCACCUUGGUCACAUCGACCGCCAGCCAGCAUGGCGGUGCUGAAACCACCGCCUUGACCACUGUGCCAUUUUUUGCGCACCACGGCAUCAUCUUUGUGCCUCUGGGCUUCACUACACCCGAACUCGGCAAGGUGGAUGAAAUCAUUGGCGGCAGCGCGUACGGUGCUGCCACCAUUGCUGGUGCCGAUGGCAGUCUUCAACCCAACGAGGCCGACCUGAAGGUUGCCCACCAUCACGGGUCGCACUUUGGCAAGACUGUCGCUCAGUUCGUCGCUGGACGUAAGUAAGCCCGUGUGUGGCACCCGAUCAUCAAGGUGUGCGCAGCAAGUUUGAAAGCGUAGCCCAUAAAGGUGGUCUGACAAAGCGAAUGGCAUCAACGAUGGAUGUUGGAGGGUGUGUCACUCUGCAUUCGUGCAACUGAAUGCUGCCGGCUUUUUACUCAAUCGCGAUGUCUGCUCGCCCGUUUUACUUGCUGCUGGCUGUGGCAUUCGUGAUUGUGGUGGCGCUGGACGGCGCGCGUGGAAGGCAAACGUCAUCAGCUAGUCUGACGAGAGAGUCUUGAGUGCAUGGUCUCGGUACGGUGAUUCACUCACACUGUACAACACGCACGUGAUGGGUCUUUCAGCGUCGGAAUGCGGGUCUCAAUUCGGCAGGCCUUGUUUUGGGGAGGGGGCGCGGGAG
Ceraceosorus guamensis is the source of this 1314-nucleotide messenger RNA. RefSeq names its product putative NADH-quinone oxidoreductase. The coding region runs from base 303 to 920 and encodes 205 amino acids. The transcript is spliced from 7 exons. NCBI's taxonomy places the organism in Eukaryota, Fungi, Basidiomycota, Exobasidiomycetes, Ceraceosorales, Ceraceosoraceae. Gene Ontology annotation, molecular function: FMN binding; NAD(P)H dehydrogenase (quinone) activity. The record is from RefSeq and is a predicted model, not a curated record.